AUGAGUCCUCCAAAUCCAACAAGCCUGGGGAGCUCGAAUCCUGCAUUUUCUCUCAAAAUGAUGGUGUGGGCACUUGUGCUUCUCUCCCUCAUCCAGUGUUCUAGCCAAAAGGGGGAUGAUGACUAUGAAGAUUAUACAUCCAACAAAACAUGGGUUUUGACUCCCAAAGUCCACGAGAGUGAUGUCACCCUGAUUUUAAAUGGCUUGCUGGAAGGAUAUGACAACAAACUGAGACCUGACAUAGGAGUGAAACCAACAGUAAUUCACACUGACAUGUAUGUAAAUAGCAUCGGUCCAGUGAAUGCUAUCAAUAUGGAAUACACAAUCGAUAUAUUUUUCGCCCAAACCUGGUAUGACAGACGUCUGAAAUUCAACAGCACGAUAAAAGUGCUCCGAUUGAACAGUAACAUGGUUGGAAAGAUCUGGAUACCAGAUACAUUUUUCCGAAACUCCAAGAAGGCUGAUGCUCAUUGGAUAACAACGCCCAAUAGGAUGCUCAGGAUCUGGAAUGAUGGCAGAGUGCUAUAUACACUAAGGUUGACAAUAGAUGCUGAGUGUCAGUUGCAGUUGCACAACUUCCCAAUGGAUGAACAUUCCUGUCCGCUGGAGUUUUCCAGCUAUGGCUACCCCAGGGAAGAAAUUAUUUACCAGUGGAAACGCAGUUCGGUGGAAGUGGGAGACACCAGAUCUUGGAGGCUCUACCAGUUUACUUUUAUUGGACUGAGAAAUUCUACUGAGGUGGUGAAGACAACUUCAGGGGACUACGUAGUCAUGUCAGUUUACUUUGACCUGAGCAGAAGAAUGGGUUAUUUCACUAUUCAGACCUACAUCCCCUGCACACUCAUUGUAGUGCUGUCCUGGGUCUCUUUCUGGAUUAACAAGGAUGCAGUUCCAGCCAGAACCUCUCUGGGUAUUACAACUGUCCUGACAAUGACCACCCUCAGUACAAUUGCUCGUAAAUCUCUUCCCAAGGUCUCUUAUGUGACAGCAAUGGAUCUUUUCGUGUCAGUUUGUUUUAUUUUUGUUUUUUCUGCACUGGUGGAGUAUGGGACCCUGCACUACUUUGUCAGCAACAGAAAGCCAAGCAAGGAUAAAGACAAAAAGAAGAAAAACCCACUUCUUCGGAUGUUUUCCUUCAAGGCACCUACAAUUGAUAUCCGACCAAGAUCAGCUACUAUUCAAAUGAACAAUGCCACACACCUCCAAGAAAGGGAUGAAGAGUAUGGGUAUGAGUGUCUCGAUGGCAAGGACUGUGCCAGCUUUUUCUGCUGCUUUGAGGAUUGCCGAACAGGGGCGUGGCGGCAUGGAAGAAUACACAUCCGCGUUGCCAAAAUGGACUCCUAUGCCCGCAUCUUCUUUCCAACUGCCUUCUGUUUGUUUAACCUGGUGUACUGGGUAUCCUACCUUUACCUUUAA
Molecule: messenger RNA, 1416 nt
Organism: Emys orbicularis (European pond turtle)
Lineage: Eukaryota; Metazoa; Chordata; Testudines; Emydidae
Gene: GABRG2
Product: gamma-aminobutyric acid type A receptor subunit gamma2
Exons: 10
Coding region: 1-1416 (471 amino acids)
Biological process (GO): synaptic transmission, GABAergic; regulation of postsynaptic membrane potential; nervous system process
Cellular component (GO): postsynapse; GABA-A receptor complex; dendrite membrane
Molecular function (GO): inhibitory extracellular ligand-gated monoatomic ion channel activity; benzodiazepine receptor activity; GABA-gated chloride ion channel activity
Source: RefSeq, a predicted model, not a curated record